Molecule: messenger RNA, 1509 nt
Organism: Symbiodinium necroappetens
Lineage: Eukaryota; Dinophyceae; Suessiales; Symbiodiniaceae
Source: the annotation of a GenBank genome assembly
AUGUGGGGCAUCCCUGGGUAUCCAUUGCUGGUGGCCGGUCGAACAUCAAGCUGCCCUUCCAUCGCAGGUGGUGCGUCGGUCCCGCCGCGCCGCGAGAGAUUGGGUGCUUUUGGAUCUCGUGGGGCUUGGCUCAGUGUAGCAGCAGCUGCUACGGAAGUGGUGCGAAGUCGCAGAUCGAGUUCCGAAGUGGCUCUCUGCAGUUUACCGAGGGCCCCUUCCUCUGCAGAGUUGCUGGUGGAUGCAGACAGCGUCAACAUUGAACAGGUCCAGGAGGCUAUCAAAGAACUCCAGCAGGAAGGCUAUGAAGUGUGGACGAGAGUUUUUGCAGCCCCUGGUUUCAAUCUGACCAAGGCCUGGGCUUCCCUUUUCGAAAGGAAGGAGGUGCAGUUCCGGCCGGUGGAAAGAAAUCCCAAGAAUCGUGGGGAGGCCAAUGAUGAGGCCAUUGUCAGAGCUUGUAAGAUUCUAGCAGCAUCCAAGAAGAACAGGUACAUUGUGCUACUGGCAUCAGAUUGCGGAUUCUUGGAUGUCCUGCAAGAAAUUGCAGAAGAAGGGGCAUCGGUUUGCCUGUGCACCUCGGCAAGAAAUCUAGGAGCUAUAAGCCGUUUUCGAAAGUGCGGCGUUCGCGUCAUUGAGUUGGUAUCCCAAACCAGCAGUUUCAGCGCAGUCAGAGCGAUUCUGAAUGCACAUGGAAGUGGACACGUCGAGCUCGCAAAGCCAUUUAAAUAUGACGGCAGUGGCAGUGAAGAUCGAGAGCUGUGUAGCAACUUCUUGCAUGACUUGGGAUACCUGCCUGAAAGCGACACAACGCUGACGCAGAGCACGGCAAAGUUCUGGUUUGCAAACUCAUUGGGAUCGAUCGCCGUAUUUCCACAGCAGCUCGCCACAGAGAAAGUUUGUCGCAUGGUUUCACGCCGGAGACGAUGGCAGAGGUACCGAGAUGACUUGGUACUCUUGCUUCCGCUAGCUGCUACGCCACGGAGACUCUCAACGAAGCAGCAAAAAAUCUAUGGAACCCCGCUGGGCCGGCGGUUGUAUGCGGGAGGUGGCCCAGUGAUGCUCAAAGACUCGAAAAAUCUGGUCCGGCGUGCAUUCACAAAGCUGGGGUAUUUAGACGGCCGUUUGAACACCGACAUGGAGGAAGCGGCUUUGCUUUUUGUCAACGCACCAGACAAUUGCCACAGGCUCCGGAAAGUGCUGGAUUUAUUGCCGUCUGAAGGAGACACGGUUGCAGACGUCAUUGACAAACUACGCUCUGCCCUGAGGUCGAAUUUGACCGAUGCACGCUGGCGAGUUGCACCCAGCGAUAGCUCGAUUCGGCAGCUCCUCUGCAAGCAAGGCUUUCUCUCCAAUGUCAACGCCGUGGCCGAGGACGUCCUCAGGGCGAUGUCCCAGUACAGCUUGCUGCACGGCUUGCCCGCUAUGCGAAGCUACAACGGAUAUGUGUUCCGCAUAUUGCGGUCUCUGGACAAAAGCAUUGGUACCGCGAGACCGAUUGAAAUCGGACGGUAA